Molecule: messenger RNA, 997 nt
Organism: Paramuricea clavata
Lineage: Eukaryota; Metazoa; Cnidaria; Anthozoa; Malacalcyonacea; Plexauridae
Source: the annotation of a GenBank genome assembly
AUGUCUAGUUGUAUGGAUAAGGAGAAUAAGCGUGUUUCGGACAUGACUGUUGCUGAACUAAAGGAGUAUUUGAAAAUGCGUGGCGUUACUGCAAGCGGCUAUUUAAAACCUGCUUUACUUCAAAUUGCUCAAGCAGUGGAGAAAAUGAUGUUGUCGAUUGACCCAAAUCAUGAAUAUGGAAAUUCGGAUCUCAAGAACGCAAGAGAAACAUUUAUUAUUCAUGAUAUGGUGAUACGUCAGCCAUUGUCAUAUCCAGUCGUGAACGACUUUAUAGAUUCGCCACCCUUCGGUUUGUACGAUAUUUUUAACUAUUUAAUAUACAGCUCAGCUGAGUAUGAUAAACAGGGACUUGCCGCAUAUAAAUCAUUCGAAGAUUAUAGAUUGUUUGACGAAGGCUAUGUGGAGUCAUUGAGAACCGCAACACUAAAGGAAGAGGGUAUGUAUCUGUUUAUUGGAAAAGUACGGCCGGCUAUGAAAGAUACGACAGACGAUGGAAAAAAACUGUACGAUGUCUGGUUUAUGUUAGAAGGAAAAGGCAACAAUCGAGGUAGCGUAUUAAUGGCUAGAUGUACAUGUAAAGGAGGGCAAGAUGGAGGCUGCAAGCACAUCGCAGCCUGUUUGUAUUCGCUGGAGGAUGUACUGCAUAAUCGCGAGAGUGUAACAUCUGGUCCAUGCCAGUGGGUUAAACGAGCGACAUCAGAAACCAAACCGUGCGAAAUUAAAAAUUUGCAAAUACGGAGAUCCGACAAAAGACCGAGUCCGAGUGAAGUGAAACGAAAAUACGAACAUUUUUAUGCUGAUAAUAUUGAUGUUGACGUCAGGCACGAAAACGAUAGAAGUCCCCCCUCCAAAAAGGCUCUUAUUACGUUUACAAAUGCUCUUUCGUCCGUCAGCAGUAAACCCUGUGUCUUUCCACUACUUGAAAAAAAUUAUCAAUCGGAAUCCUCACAAGAAACCACACAAGAGUUCAAACCUACCCAGUUAAUAAAAGAUGGAG